Messenger RNA from Penicillium cataractarum, 1275 nucleotides. RefSeq lists its product as uncharacterized. The transcript has 2 exons. The record is from RefSeq and is a predicted model, not a curated record. NCBI's taxonomy places the organism in Eukaryota, Fungi, Ascomycota, Eurotiomycetes, Eurotiales, Aspergillaceae. Bases 1 to 1275 code for a protein of 424 amino acids.
AUGCAAAUCAAUGGAUUUCUGUGGUCUGCUCAACAAAUGAUCUGCACUAAGGCCUUAGCGGUCUCAGACCUCGAUACACUCAGGUCCAUCGUACUUUCGUCACCAAUAUGCCACAAAGCAUAUCUCAUGGUUCGAGAGGAACUUCUUCACACUAUCCUCAAGGCUAGUUACGGAGAAUUCCUGGACCUGUCCGAGGCAAUUAUCGCGGUUAGGUCGAAAGACCUCUGGCUUGAGCACCACGAGGAACAAGCUAUUGCCUUAUUAGAUCGAUGGCGUCGCAGAGAGGAAAUUAAGCAAUUCUUCCCAACGUUAGCAGCUCAACUAUAUCAGCCUGGCGACCUGGAGGAAACCAUCAAGCUACUAAGAUUCCACACAAUUCUACAAUUCUUCUUCGAGGACUACACGAUGAAUUUACCGCGACCCUCGUGGAUCGAACCUGCUCGGUGGAAACAAGAACUGCCUAUCAAAAUGUCCAAGAACGAGAAAUGUCGCUUCAUGAGAGCAUUAUGUCGGCUACAAAUUUAUGGGAAUAUUUUUGGCCCUCCAGAAGAUCGCAAACAUUUGUGUCUUCCAGCCGGCGAUCUUUCCAGCGAUGAAAAGUUGUUUCGGCUUUUCCUCGGGGCGAUGCCCCCUUGGGAAUAUCACGAGAUGGGGUGUGUAGGGUCUUACCUCCAGACUAAAUACGAUCCAGUCUUCGAGAAGGUCUCCACCGGAUUGCGCGACGCCAUGAAAAAUGACCAAGGUCGAUUUUUUUGGGAUGUUCUAUCCGACGAUGAAUGCCCACCCCCUGCGGUAAUUGACAGGGUUGAGGAUCUCCCACAGAUUCCUACGUAUGCGGCAGCAUUAACUUUCAUGGGACCGGAUUUUCUAUACCGUGCUUUACACUCGACACCCAUACCACAGCGCAACCUGGUUAUUGGAAACCUCAAUAGGUCUUUUUUCCCUGUCUUUGAUGGCAAUUUUCCAAUUUGGUAUGAGCGAAUUCCAUUCACAGAUCCGGCAGAUCGACAUUAUGUUCGACACUUUGAGCAAUUCUGGUCCACCCUGCCACCUCUUGAGCAACCUAAUCUGAGCUGGAGGAAACUCGGUUUAGUUCCGCACACGCCUGAACAAACCUUAGAGAAUGCGCUGGAUAUGGAUAAUGAUCAAAAUCUUGAGAAUGAAUGGCCGUGGGGGUUUGCUCUGUGGGAUGAUGCAAGAUUGAAAAAGUGGGAUGCACCUUUGUUGAUAGAAGGAAGAGGGGAUGCUCCUCUUUUACUCCUCACAGCACCCUGA